Oppiella nova is the source of this 1578-nucleotide messenger RNA. The record is from the annotation of a GenBank genome assembly. NCBI's taxonomy places the organism in Eukaryota, Metazoa, Arthropoda, Arachnida, Sarcoptiformes, Oppiidae.
AUGAGUGGUAAUAACGACAAUAAACGCAAACAAAAGUCUAUUUUAGACUAUUUCAACAAAAGUGGGAACAAGUCGUUCAAAUCGGAUCCCAUAGUCAUCGACGACGACGAUGUCUGUGCGCACAAUGAGAACCACUCGGAGACAGUCGGCGGAAGUGGACACAAGUCUAAUGCAUUGGAUGUGUUGAGAGACGUGUCCAACGAAGAGUUCAUUGAUUUGAACCACUUCUUGGAAAUUGAUUUCACUGUCGAUGACAAACACACGACUGACUCAUCGGAGGACAUCACCACAUGUGAAGACAAUUAUAUGAAGGGAUCCUAUGUUUACCACAACUUCCGACAGAUGAUUGACUUUGUGUUGAGUGACAAAGACUUCUCCCAUCUGUUUGAUGCCAAUGACAUGAAUGUCAUCCAAUCAUUCACUUGUCUUUCAGGUUUGGCACAAAUGUUAUUAAUGAGACUUUUUAUGCGAAAAAAGCAUUGGAUCCGCAAGAGUGGUAUCAAAUACCCAGAAAUUGCAGAUAAUUUGCAUCCAAUCAUCAGAGAACUGGUCGACAAUAACUUCCUCUUCAAUGAGAUUCAAUUAACAAAUCUGAAGGAAGCGAUGGAUAUAUUGGACACAAUGGAGAUCAAGAAAAUCGGCCGUUCAUUGAAUGGUCUCAAUAUGAAUGGUUUGAACACUAAGAGGAAUAUAAUACCCGCUAUUCUCAAGUAUAUCAAUACGUGUCGAUCAGUCAUCAAAAGUGAUACCCAAUCGGAUGCAGUGAGCCAGGCACUUCUUAAAUCAAUUAGAUCUGUUUUGAGAGACAAGUGCUUUAAAGUGAAUGAAAGUCUUUGCGAACCGUUUGAGAGAAUGUUUUUGCUUUACUGUCAGCCGGACAUCAAUGAAGAGGAAUUGAACACUCAUUUCAAUUACGAAUUUUUCAAACAAAUGAAAGCCGAAAGCGGACAAGAAGUGUACACUAAAUAUUCAAUCAAUAGACAUGAAGUGAUUUAUAAAACUCGUGACCAAUUGGUCCGUUACAGCGAAGCCUUUAAAUUGGAAAUUGAAAUCUUGUCGGCAAUUGAAAAGAGGAAUUUCGAUGAAGUGGUGGACAGUUUGAUGAGGAAUUUGGAUGAAGUGGUGGACAGUUUGAUGGUAAGAGCGGAACAGAUAUAUAUGGAUGUGAUUAAAGACAAAGAAGAUCAAUGCGAUGCUCUCUUACCAACAUUUUUGCGUUCAUAUACUGGCGGCCAGUCAUACAUCCGGUGUCUCUCUCAUUGUGUCUCUGUUUUGGAACAGAAGAAGAAUUACGUGAAAGCCGUUUACAUAUUAAAAGAGAUUCUCUUAAAUCAAAUGAUUUAUUGCUGCGACCGAAGAGGCUAUUGGUUUGAAAGACUGGCUCUUGAUUUGGAUAAACACUUGAAAGACACUGAAUCUGCGAUAGUAGUGAUAGAAAAGGAUGGUGUGCACACAGAGGGUCGCGUCUACCACCAAAUACUUGUGCUCUUGUUUUGGGACAUUAUAUACAUGAGCGACGGACUUCCGACACACAAGAAGUGGUUUUCCGGAUCUAUUGGUUUGGAACACAUCUACUAA